Molecule: messenger RNA, 6140 nt
Organism: Poeciliopsis prolifica (blackstripe livebearer)
Lineage: Eukaryota; Metazoa; Chordata; Actinopteri; Cyprinodontiformes; Poeciliidae
Gene: acsl4a
Product: acyl-CoA synthetase long chain family member 4a
Exons: 14
Coding region: 2657-4795 (712 amino acids)
Biological process (GO): long-chain fatty acid metabolic process; neuron differentiation; long-chain fatty-acyl-CoA metabolic process
Cellular component (GO): lipid droplet; plasma membrane; endoplasmic reticulum
Molecular function (GO): arachidonate-CoA ligase activity
Source: RefSeq, a predicted model, not a curated record
ACGUGCCGGACACGCCGGGAUGUGAGCGUCUCAAACCGAAACCGAGAGCCCGUUGUCGCCUUUCUUUCGAGUCGCGUUUGGGGUAAUUUAGAAGGGCCACACCGAACAGCUUCACACCGCGUCCUCGGCGGGCGAGAAACUUGCUCAGUGGUACCAGUAACAUGAGGCGGCUUUUCUUUUUCUUUUUGGGUCAACGUUUUGUCUGCUGCUUCCCUGUUUUUAGUCAGUCCCUAAAGAAUAUCCUCGUUAAAAUGUGACCAAUUUCCGCAGCUUUUUCUUUUAAUACGCCUUAUUGUGCUGGCAACUUUAUGAGGAUUCUAAACUAGAUUAGGUUUAGGCGGAAAUAACGCAGCAACUAUAUAUAAAUAUAUUUUGAAAAGUCUUAUUUUUCUGGGGUAUAUUCGUCUAAAACUGGUUGUCACCAUGGCGAGGGCUCGUUCACGCGCUCCUGUUAUGUUGCAAUUGCGCACAGGUGUUAUAUCAGUGAAGAGACGGAUGUAACAGAACAUUCUGAUAUUAUUGUGGGGGCAAAAAAAAUGAGCUUAUUUGAAUAUUUCUGUAUCAGGCGCCAGGCUGACACGAACCAACAUGCGGUUUCCACAGGUGCGUCAUUCUCCAAAAAUGAACACGUCCCAUCAUUACGUAGGUCCCCCAAACCCACCUGGCCCUCUCCCCUGUUAAUUUUAGCAUUAAAAUAAGUAUGCUGCGUAUAUUUCAGUGUAAGCGAAUUUAAACGUACUGUAAUAUGGGUCAGAGAAAGAGACAAAUCCAAUUUUUUUUAAGUUAUUCAAUUUAAGAACAAAUAUAUCAGAGGUCAUUUUUGUCAUGCUAACAUUAAAGCUAAAUCAGUUAGGUCAUUUCAGUUUGAAACUGAUGUAAUUUUUUCAAGCUAAUUUUUAAACUAUGAUUGUGUUUUCUCUUCCUCUUCCAAAAGUGCUUUCUGUUAUCUGUGCUAGUGCGAAAUCAGUGGUGGCAUGAAUGCACCACGUAUAUAGAGGCUACAUUCUGCAAAGCAGCUUCCCCAGCUUUUCUUCCCAUGCCAUUUUAAAAAUAGACGUUUCUGGUUCUGUAAAAAUCUUUAAAACAGUCUUAGUUUUGAUGCAUUUAUUAAAUAGUUUUUAUUUUUUCACAAAAAAGGAUCUGUUUAAGGGGAAACUGAUUCAAAUCUUCAACAUGUGGUCUCAAAAUGUGUGUCGGCGACACUGUUAUUUUUAAAAUGCAGAAAAAACCUCAAGUUACGAUAACGACGCAAGUCAUAGCUGAGCCAUAUUUUCCACAGUGAUGUUCGCACCAUUCUCUGUGAGCUCUUUCAGUCGGUUUCAAUAGUGAGCAUCAAGAACAGUGAGGGUUUGUGCAGAACUGGUGUCGUAUAAUAUUCCAAAGCAGGUUAUGAUUUUAGGGAACCUAACAUAUAGUGGCUUACCAAAUAUUGCAUUGAAGCAGUAACUGUUUGGAAAUUUGCAAAUUUCAAGAUAAGGUUUCCAAGCAGUUGGACGCACAUGUCACUCCACCCUUAGCAACUGCAUAAAUAAUGAAUACUACACGUUACAAUUAACCCUUUGUUUAAACAGACUCCAGCACACAUUUUUAUGUUUGUUCAUCCUGGUUGUGUGUUCAGCCUCUUUUGUUUUUUUAAAUCACACUUUCACUGGUUUUCAUCUCCUCUACAUCCGCUUCGGUGAGGUCAUUGUCGAGCUGAGCUUGACCUACAGUGGCCCUUCCACUGACCACUGAGUGGGGUGAGCCUCAAGAGCAUCGUCAUUGGUUGUCUGACGCUCUAUCCCCUCCAGCAUGGCUCCAACGGCUGUUAUUGGACGGCAGCCAGCCGGGCCAGUGAGGACGACGUGUCCACUCUGCUUCAUCCCUCUGUGACCUCUCAGAUGACCCCCUGCCUCUUUAGUUUAUGAAAGACACCAGGUGUUUCGAGUGAAAGGGAGGGAUCAGUUGUGACUUGAGAAGGUUUUACUUAAAGCUAGAGGUUUGCUGCCUGAUUUUUACAGAGUGAGGGAAGAAUCUGGUAAGUGAUGACACUGAUUGUUGUUGUGGCGAAUGUAGAAAUGUCUUUUCUGCUUGCAGUUGUGUUGGUUAGAUUUGUUGGCAACUUGUGAGAUUUUCACUUCUUGGAUUUUAAAACAGUUAUUUUUUCUAGUUCUAUUUUUUUUUCUUCGGAUCUCAAGUCUGCCAUAAUUGAAAACUUCCCUUUUUUUACUGGUUGAUGCGGCGGAAGCGUCAUACAUCAACAGUUUAACAUUAAAUAAUUAUUGCUCUUCACUAAAUCUAGAUAUAGGCCAGUGAGAGAAUCUCUCAAUAUAAUAACUUUGUGUAAAAAUAACGCAAUUGACCAAUUAUGAUACAAAUAACUUACCCAUGCCUACCUCGGUAAAGACAAAUAAGAUCAAACUUUAUGAUGCAAACUAAGUCAGAUUUUUUAGCAUUUAAAUUACAUUUUAUUUUAAUAUUGAAGUGUUUUUAUGUGUGUGUUUCUGGUUUUAGCUGAAUCUGUGGGGACAUUGGACCAGAAACCUUCAUUCUGCGCCUGGGAGACCUUGUGAAAAUCUGUCUGCGGUCCUUUCCUGUGCCAGGAUAAAGGUCCAGUCGCGGUUGAUAAACCAAGGUCUGCUUUUCACUUCCCUUCUAAACGCACCCAGAGAGCAUCAUGGGCGCCCAGUCAGACUCAACCCUCAAGUCAAUCCUCCUCUUUCCAGUCCACCUUCUGAUCUGGCUGUACUCCCUCAUAUCCUUCUUGCCCUGGUACUUCAUCACCGGAGCCGGCCAAAAAAGGACGCAGUCUACGAGAAUGAAGGCCCGCUCCACCACAGGGUCCCCAGAGGGGCCGUACCGCUCUGUGGACCACUUUGAUUCCCUGGCCACAGAGGACUUCCCAGGGAAGGACACGCUGGACAAGUUGUUCAAGCACGCAGUGGAGCGCUUCGGACCAGCCGAUUGUCUCGGCACCAGAGAGGUGCUGAGCGAAGAGAACGAGAUCCAGCCCAACGGGAAAAUGUUUAAAAAGGUGAUACUGGGAGAAUACAGGUGGCUGUCCUACAACGAGCUGGACUCUAUAGUGAGCGAGUUCGGCAACGGACUGGCGGCUCUGGACCAGCAGCCCAAAAAUACCAUCGCCAUUUUCUGCGAAACCAGAGCAGAGUGGAUGAUAACUGCUCAGGCAUGCUUCAGGCACAAUUUCCCAUUGGUGACGUUCUAUGCCACACUGGGAGAAGAUGCGAUUGCCUAUGGACUGAACGAAACUGGAGUCACUCACUUGGUCACCAGCGUGGAGCUGCUGGAAAGCAAACUCAAAAAAGUACUACCGCAGAUUUCCAAACUGAAGCACAUCAUCUAUGUGGACCAGAAGAAGAUGAACACAGAAGGCUACCCAGAAGGACUUUCCAUCCACAGCAUGCAGGCGGUACGGGACCUGGGCGUCCUGCCGGAGAACGCGGCGAGAGAAGUAGUGACGCCGCAGCCCUCCGAUCUGGCCGUGGUGAUGUACACCAGCGGUUCCACAGGCAGACCCAAAGGGGUCAUGAUAGUCCACAGCAACCUGAUCGCGGGGAUGACAGGCCAGUGUGAACGCAUCCCUGGACUUGGACCUGAUGACACUUACAUCGCAUAUCUGCCCCUGGCUCAUGUUCUGGAAAUGACAGCGGAAAUCUCUUGUGUAACAUACGGCUGCCGGAUUGGUUACUCAUCCCCCCAGACUUUGUCAGAUCAGUCCACCAGAAUAAAGAAAGGAAGUAAAGGAGACUCCUCUGUCCUCAAACCCACUUUGAUGGCAGCGGUGCCGGAAAUCAUGGAUCGAAUCAACAAGAAUGUAAUGAGCAAAGUGCAGGAAAUGAACUACUUUCAGAAGACACUGUUUACUCUGGGCUACAAAUACAAGCUGGAGCAGGUCAAGAGAGGCCAUGACGCACCUCUCUGCAACAAGUUGCUGUUCCGGAAAGUGAAGAAACUGCUGGGCGGGCGAGUGAGGAUGAUGUUAUCCGGCGGAGCUCCCCUGUCCUCGGCCACUCAGAGGUUUAUGAACGUGUGUUUCUGCUGUCCGGUGGGCCAGGGCUACGGCCUCACCGAAACCUGUGGAGCCGGCACCAUCACAGAAGUCGCAGACAUCAGCACCGGCCGUGUUGGAGCUCCUCUGAUUUGCUGCGAGAUCAAGCUCAGAGACUGGGCUGAAGGGGGCUACACCAGCAAAGACGAGCCACAUCCAAGAGGGGAAAUCCUGAUUGGCGGUCCCAACGUUACCAUGGGUUACUUCAAGCAAGACGGCAACGAUCAGGACUUCUUUACGGACGAGAACGGCCAGAGGUGGUUCUGCACCGGAGACAUUGGAGAGGUUUACCCAGAUGGCUGUCUGAUGAUUGUAGAUCGCAAAAAAGAUUUGGUGAAACUGCAGGCGGGGGAGUACGUGUCUCUCGGUAAAGUGGAAUCUGCUCUGAAAACCUGCGCUCUCAUCGACAACAUCUGCGCUUACGCCAACAGUGAACAGAACUAUGUGAUCAGCUUUGUGGUUCCGAACCAGAAAAAGUUGACGGAGCUGGCCAAGCAUAGAGGCAUCGGGGGGAAGUGGGAGGAAAUCUGCAACCAUCCUGAAAUGGAAAAAGAGGUUCUGAGGGAGAUCACCGAGGUCGCAGCUAAAAUUAAACUCCAGCGGUUCGAGGUUCCGGUAAAGGUGCAUUUGAGUCCCGAGCCGUGGACCCCAGAGACUGGUCUGGUGACAGACGCGUUCAAGCUGAAGAGGAAAGAACUGAAGAACCACUAUCUCAACGAUAUAGAGAGGAUGUACGGGAGGAAAUAGACAUGUUUAAAUACCACAGUAGUCGAUAUUUGUUCCUGUAAAUAAUUAGCCAGCUUUGCCAAAACAAUGCACAAAGGGAAACGAGUCUGGAAGAGUUCACGUCUCGGUUUUCAGGAAAUAUAUCUGACAGAAACGUACGCUACUGUAGGCUGCAACGUUCCAUAAACGAUUUCCGUCCAUCUCUUUCUGACGCGUUACGAGAUUAAAGAUUAUGUGAUUUUGUUUUUGUUUUGGUUUGGGGGGGUUUUCCACGUCGGAAGCAGCCAUGGUGGUCGUUUACCAAAGUGCCUGAAAGGCUCUGCCCUGAACACUUUGGUUCGGUUUUCAAUUCUGAUUCCCAGUUUCAAGCUGCCGGCGUACCACAGGAUUUAAGAGGAAAGGAAUAAUCUGAAGCUGUACAUAGUCGUUGCUGUCGAUCCGUAUGUGCUGCUUUUUAUUUAUUUGUGUAGGAUCUACGGCGGUCUAAAGAGAUGCACUGAAGUAGCGGGUCUAAUUUCAUCAAAAGGGUCAGAGACUUUCACAGCACUCCACUGCCAUCUGCUUAAAUCUACCACUAGGUGAUUUGAAAAAAAAAAUACCACUGUUGUCCAUAUGUUUCUAAAUAAUUGCUGUGACUUCCAAUACAAAUAUUAACUAAGGUCAUCCUCGGAAGAGGCUUGGUGUGCGCUUUUUGUACAACUGGAGUAUUGCCGUUACUGUGCCUUCAGUCUGCAGUACUUGUGGUAGAACUGUAGGAAGAGCCAAAUAUGGAAAAAACAAACCAAUGUUUCAAAAAAAAACUUUACUGCCGUGUUGAGUUUACAUAUUUAUUGAAUAUUAUGCCCAGUUAGAGAGAAACAGACAAUGAUCACUUUUUGCUUUUGUUUUUUAUGCAAAUAAUCAUGUCUGCUUGUCUUUUUUUUUUUUUUUUUUUGGUCAACUACUGUUUCUUCUUUUUGUAAAGACUCAAAUAUGUAAAGAAGGUCACUCAGGAAGAAAAGUAAAUAUAUAAAAUUGUGAAAUUAAUUGUCAAAUGAGCGGGUCGGGCUUCCAUAGGAACAUUGAAAUGACAAAAAUUUUCCGGGCACCUGAUUUAUUUAAGAGCCGAUGCGCUCAACAUGAAGAUAUAGUCCCAACUGCCCCACUGUAAUAGUCUGUGCAUCUUAGUUCAAUGUGUACACUUGGUCCACACGUCAUCAUCUUCAGAGUGUUUUUCUACAUAUUGUACCUGUUGUUGUAUUGACGGGUUUUCGCCGUCGGGACUUUGAGACGAUGGCAACCACUUCCGGUUGCGUUUGUCACUCCAAUCAUGACCGCGUUGUAUCUGUUCAGCAUUUCAGAAAUAAACACUUUUUGGUUUUUUUUA